UGGGGGAAGAAUGUCCUUAAGUAGCCUAGCAGUUCCAGUGAUGGCUGGCAGCCAUGGUUUCGUAUAGGCGCUGAGCAUUCGCAGUUACGGAAACGGCCGGCGUAUACGGAAGGCGUACCUCCUAGCGUCGGUGUUGCCAGACUGUUCGCCUCGUCGUUGCCAGACUGUUCGCCUCGUCGCUUUGUUACGAAUCUUCGGCCUCAAAAUGUCCUUUUACCGCUUGGUAUAGUUCUUUGUUUUGAUCGGGAACUUAUCCGUCCCAGCAGCCACCGAUAGCAUAUUGGCCAGAUUCCUCGCGUCUAUUCGCUCCACAAGUCCCGAUAUAGUCUCAAAUCUCCGCACUCCUCGAUAGAUCGUUCAUUUUCCGGCCACCGCUAGCAGCAGUCGCCAGUCCAUCCCUCACCCCCCAUCUCCCCCGCAUCCUCCCCAUCCCCCCCUCGUCUCCCCCAUCCACCCCCCAUCCGCCCGCGGCCCACUCCCAUCCUCCUCUAUUUCCCCCUAUGUUCACGUCAACCACUCGCCGGCAGCCGGGCGGCAGCGGCCCGCCUGGCGGCCGGCACCGCGGGCUCCUGACCCUCAACUCCACCUUCAGCGCGUCCGUCCCCUCCGGCGCCUCGUCCUCCUCCUCCGCGGCCUCCUUCUUCUCCUGGCUACCCUUCGUUAAUGUCACAUCAUACCGCCGCGUAUCCACGUCCUCCACCUCCGCGCCAGGCCCGCUGCGAUCGCCGGGUCGCAGCACUGGUGGCGGCGGCGGAGGGGGAGGCGGAGGGUCGUUUCGGCUGAGCAUGCCGGGGGUGGUGGGGGGCGAUGUCGCGGGGACGGCGGACAAGCGGCGAGGGGGCGUGGCCGUGUGCUGCGUGCUGCUGCUGCUGCUGAUCGCGCUGGUGUCGGGAGGUGGAUCGGCCAUUUGGGAUGCGUUCUCCUCGGGCCCGUCCUACGUGUCUCUCUCCGCCACGGCCGACCCCGCGUCGCUUCGCGCCGAGCGCGUCUUCACACAGCCGCCGUGGCGCAUCAGGGACGGCAGCGAGGCGGGGUACCUGUACGGCUGGACGGGCCCCGCGCUCGCCUACCGCAUGGCGUGGAAGCAGCCCGCUAGCCACGGAGGGAGCGCGGGGAGCGGGGGGGGCGCGGGGGGCGCGGUGUCCGCGGACGAUUUCGCGCAGGCGAUGCGCGUGGGCGGGGUGCUGCGGCGCGUGGGGGUGUCUACAGUGGCGGCGAGCGGGCAUACCCUGGCAGUGACUCCCGGGGGCGUGGUGCUGUCGUGGGGGCGCGACUGGGACGCGCGCAGGCGGCCCGCGGGGCUGCUAGGGCGCGCCGAUGGCGCGUUCUGGCGGCCUGCGCCCGUGGAGGGGCUGACGGGGGAGGGGCAAGUGGUGGCGGUGGCUACUGGGCAGUAUCACUCUGUGGCUGUGAUGGAGAGUGGGAGGGUGUUCACGUGGGGGCUGAAUAACAGGGGGCAGCUGGGCCGGCCGACAAAGAGUAAAGAGGAGGGCUUCCGGCCUGGCCUGGUGGGCGGGCCGCUGUCCCACGAGCGCAUCCUGGCGAUCGUGGCGGGGCGCUACUUCACGCUCGCCAUCAGCCAGCACGGGCGCCUCUUCACCUGGGGCGCCAACCUCUACACGGGCGACGCGCCCUGGCAGCACGAGUACGACUCGGGCUUUGAUGACGACGCUGCUGAUGGCAGCGGUGGUGAUGGGUCUGGCACGAGCAGCAGCAGUGGGGACAGCAGCAGCAGGGCAGCGUGGCGGCAGCGGCUACUGAACGCCGCGCUAGCAGCAGCGCAGCCACGGGUGGUGGAGGCAGGGGUAGAGAGCGAGCAGAUAGUAGAGGUAGACGUGGGCACAGACCACUGGGUGGCACUCACAGGGUCAGGGAUAGUCCUAGUCUGUAGCACUGGGUUCAGCCCUCAGGGGAUCCGCAUCAACCUGGAACAGCACCGGUCCUGGCUGGGAGUGGGCCCCUCUGCUCCCCUUGACCGGCCGGCCCCUGUGCGCGUCCCGCCCCAUCUAGGCUCCCACCCUGGUGGUGCUGGUGGUGGUGAGGGAGGGGGGAGCGGGCCGGAGGUGCAGUCCGUGGCAGCGGCGCACCAUACGACGUUUGCGGUGACGUCGGAUUACAAGGCGGUGUCGUGGGGGGAGCCGGGCCCGCUGUUGGGGCGGGAGUGGGGGGAGGGAGAAAAGCAGGUGCCGGCUAGUAGGCCAGGGGUUGUGGGAAAUGGCCUGGAGCAGCAGACUGUGGAGCAGGUGUCGGCUGGGGAGGGUUUUGCUGUGGCGAGAAUGAGCCAUGGGGUGGUGUACUCCUGGGGCGACAACCAGCACGGGCAACUGGGCCGCCCAGCGGCCGCCCAGGACCCCACGCCAGCGCCCGUGCAGGGCCUGGCGCACCUGGAGGUGCUGCUCGUGGUGGCGGGGUCCCAGCAGGGCCUCGUGCUGUGCCGCGCGCUGCAGGGCUCCGACUCCGAUCUAGAGGCCCAGGAGUUCGACGAUACUAAGUUGCUAAAUGAGGAGCACGUCUCGCCCGCUCUGCUGCCUGAUCCUGACGCUGCUGUCCUCCCUGCUGCUGCUGGUGGUGCUGCUGCUGCUGCUGUUGUGGGGGGUGAUAGCGGAGGAGCAGUAGGAGGGGGGAUGGGCCCAGGAGGAGUGGAUGGAUCUGAGAGUGUGGGAGCCGCAUCAGGGGCCAUAGGAGGGGGCGUGGCGCGGGACAUGUGGUUCAAGUUCGGGGAGGAGUUCAAGCUGCUGCCAAGGGACGGCAUGGAUGGCAGCAUGAGGAACCCGUGCUGGCGCGUGCAGGGGAAUGCGGGGGAGGUGCACUGCCUGCCGUACUUCCUCAUCAUCGGAGCCACCAGGGCCGGCACCCAGGACCUAUACCGCAAGCUCACCUCGUCCAUCAUCCCAGGCAUUUUCCCAGCUGCCAUCCCCAACCCCCAGUGGUGGGACCGCAACGGGGCAAAGGAUUUCGCGUGGUACGUGUCCCUGUUCGACGAGGCGGCGCAGCACAUAGUGAACACGGGGGGCAGCGGGGUGACAGGGGAGGCGUCGAGCACGCUGCUGACGAGCUCGGGCGUGGUGCUGCGGGGGCGUGUGGACGAGCGGCACACCGUGCCGCAGCUGCUGCACCUGGUGCUGCCCCGAAGCAAGUUCAUCGUCAUUCUGAGGAACCCCGUUGACAGGUUCUUCUCCGAGUUCAAUCUGGCUGCUGCUGUGAACCCCUCACCUGCUGUUCCCAGAGACUUUGUCAAAUACUCUCGAGAUGCCACAGCGCGCAUGAGGGCAUGUGUGGAGAUUGAGGGGGUGCACGCAUGUGUGCGCAAGCUGUUCCGAGACAUGCCGGACCUAUGCGGCUCCAUGUACUCCUACUUCAUACAGGACUGGUUCCGUUCCUUCCACCCUCAAUCCUUCCUCUUCCUGCGCUUUGAGGACUACAUGGCCAAUCCGCGCCCGCACAUCGCCACCACCCUCGACUUCCUCGGCUUCCCCCCCGCCGAUAUCGCAGAGGAGCAGUGGGCGGGGGUCAUCGACCUUGAGAGAGUGGAGCAACGGCCGGAGGGCAUGCAGCGCGAGGAGAUGGAUGAGGCCACGAGAGAGUACCUGGAGGCGUUUUUUGCGCCUUAUAAUGAGGAUCUGGUGCGGCUGCUGAAGGAUGAGAAGUAUGCAUGGAAGAGGGAGAGGAGGUGAUACAUCGGUGGGGGGAGGAGGGACAGGGAGGGAGGAAGCCGUGCCGGGGGACGAGAUGGAUGCGAGGACCAAAGAGUAUCUGGGGGCGUUUUUCGCACCUUUUAAGACCUGGCCUGGUGCGGCUGCUGCAUGAAGAAAAGCGCUGCGGGGAGGGGGGAGAGAGGGGGAGAGGCGGUGAGUACUGUAGGAUACCUAACAUACCUGCCAAGGGGAUGUGGGAUUUGAAAGGAAAUUUGGGAGCUACUGAAGAAGAAGAGCAGCAUAGAAGGCUGGGGUAAGGGAGCAGUAAUACUGGUAGUUCAAGGCACCAGCGAAGCAAGUGCAGUGAAGGGUGCCACCUGCACCUGCUAUGGCAAUACCACAUGCGGUUUUCCAUACAGCCAUUAAAAAGGGCAGUCAUACAGCUUUCUAUUCCAGUGUAACACAUAUCAAUACAGCACUUGUUGGGAG
Closterium sp. NIES-67 is the source of this 4124-nucleotide messenger RNA. Lineage: Eukaryota; Viridiplantae; Streptophyta; Zygnematophyceae; Desmidiales; Closteriaceae. The record is from the annotation of a GenBank genome assembly.